AUGCCGCCCAUCAUUCGUCGACCUCCGCUGUCCGAGCGCAUCAAGGCCUUCCUCAAUCCCUACGACCUUCUUCUCUGGAUCGCCGAGGAACUGCACGAAAGCGCCCUGGAUGAAGCUCUGCGCGACUGGGGAAUGCCCAUUGGCGUCACGGCAAACUUGGUUUUCGCAUGCGCUCGCUGGAGCCUGAAGAAGAAUCCGAACGACGACAUCUUUGGCGAGUUCGAGGCCAAGAGCGGCUGGUUCUACUGGUUUGUGCGUGCUUUCCCUUCUGUGCUCAGCUGCCUUCUCUGGCUGACUCUUCAGGUCUCGUUCGUUGCGCAUUUCCUCGCCUUCGCAUCGCUCUUCAACGCCUUCUACACCUUCACCCGCUCACGCAAGUACCGCCUCUUUGAAUCCUCGAUUGACCAAGCGCCGUCAACCCCUUCAGCUCGUCGAGUGCGCGUCGACUCGUCACCCUCCGCCUCGCCGCUCGCCUACUUCUCGUCCAUCAUCUCGUCCAACAAUGUCUUUUCGCGACGACACCCCGACCAGCACAACGAUGUAUGGGAGGUCAGCGUCUGGGACCCCAAGCCCUUCAACCUCGAACUCUUCGCUCUCUUCUCGCCCGGCCACGUCCUCGUCUACUGGCUGUUCCUCCCCACCAGCCCCGCCGAUCCUCGUCCCUCGGUCACCUUCGUCACCACAAUCCUCCUCGCUGCUCUGUUGAGCGUCCAGCUGCUGUUCUUCAAGAAGUUCUUCGUCCAGCAGGCAAAAGAUUCAACCCUGAUCCACAAAGAAGUCAUGAACGAGUACGACACCAAGUUUGUCCACCCCAACCUGAACGGUCCGGUACGCGAUGUCGGCACGCAGACAAGAGACACGGCCACGAGCCCUGGAGGAGCAAGGAUCAGGACGAGAGAGGUCGACGUCUACACACCACACACUGUCAUCAACAAGGGCUUCAAGGUCAAUCCCAACCCAGCCUACGCUAGUCACCUGACAGAUGAUCCCCGAGCUUUGUACGCCACCUCGCCGACUAAGAAUCUGCCGAGAAGCGCGACAACUCCUUCGCUGCAGCCGACGUUCGGAAGCUAUAGUACAGUUUCGUCGUUCAACACAAACACAAUGUCAUCGUUUGGCGCAACACACGAGCCGACAGAUGUCUUCAACACUCCGGGCAGGNCACGGCCGUUGGCACGCGAGCGAGCAACGAGUCCGAUGAAGAGAGCGGGAGAUGGAGGAAGCUUGGGAGUGUACAGUCAUGCUGCGAGUCCGUUGCGCAAGAGUGCGAGCCGACAAUUGCUGAGGCCAGAUGGCAGACCCCAAGGAAGUCCGCUGAAGAGGACGGUGAAUGAGGAGGGAGGAUUGACGGAGAGGUUUGCGAGGCUGAGCGACGCAAAACGCAGAGAUUCAUCAAGGUACUAG
This is a messenger RNA of Aureobasidium musti, 1404 nucleotides long. The record is from the annotation of a GenBank genome assembly. Lineage: Eukaryota; Fungi; Ascomycota; Dothideomycetes; Dothideales; Saccotheciaceae.